Messenger RNA from Schistosoma rodhaini, 5704 nucleotides. NCBI's taxonomy places the organism in Eukaryota, Metazoa, Platyhelminthes, Trematoda, Strigeidida, Schistosomatidae. The record is from the annotation of a GenBank genome assembly.
GGUUCGGUUUUCGCUCUCAGUAAUCAUAGUGGUUGACUAUUUGGCUGAUCUGUUUGUUUUGAUCCGUGAAUUGAUGAUUGUAAGGAAUUACUUUAUGAAAUAGUGUUUGGAUUUUCAAGACCAUUUUAACCUUCAUAUUGGUGGGACGAGCUGUAUCUUGCAUUACUUUUGACAAUUUGUCAUGCUUUCACAUUUCUGUGUUUAAACCCUACUAAAACUUGUACAAAAAAUGCCGAAUCCGCGGGAGUUUGUUGGAGCUAGUUCAGGUUCUAGGAGAGGACGUCGUUCAUAUCCAAAGGUUGAAACUUUGAAUAAAGGGUUAAAUUGUGAACCUAUAAUAUUUCAUCGUGAAUAUGCUAAACGAAUUUUACCUCAGUCUUCAAGAGGUAAACCCAGAGGCAAAGCUGGUCGCCCUCGAAAAUAUAAAGUGGAGGUUUCGAAAACUUACCAAGAUUCUCCACCUAUUUUUGAAACGUUGGAUUCAUUUGCUCGUUCUACUAGUCUUUCAUCAGAUAAAACAUCAUGUAAACGUCAACGCAGAUUAUCAAAAGAUGAUCCUAAUUUUAUUCCUCGUCUUACUAGUCAGAAGUCUGAUCGAUCGAAUAUUAAGAUCAAGUCAGAUGAAGCUCUCUACAAACUGUCAGUGUCUCAGUCUUCUGAACAAUCAAAUGAUGAUCCGUCUGUUAAAGUUAAAAAUUUUACCUGUCACGAGUGUGGAAUGCAGUUUAAAACUAAAGGAAGAUUUGACAAACACAUACCUUGUCGCGUACAUAGAAAUUCUGAGUAUUUUCAGAAACCUCAUUUAAAGAGAGGCAGAAAAUCCUUGAAUUCAAAGUAAGCUUGGUGUAUUUUAAAUACAAUGUUUACUUUUAACCAAAGUGAAUUAGAAUCAAUUGUUACCAAUUACUAGUAAUCAGUUGACAAAUAUAUGAUUGUAUGUUACUCAAAUAGUCACAUCGAUUGAUGAGGAUCAUCGGAGAAUUAGUAUAAACACUCAUGGUUUAUGUGUUUGUGGGAUCUGAACCUUCAGAAUGUUCAAGUCAUUGAACAACAUUAAGCUUCCUUCUUGUUCAGUCCAGCGUACAAAUAGUGACAACGUGGAUGAAACCUCAUUACUUAUUCGUAUCAUUGGUAAACCUCCAAAGUCAGACAAUUUCAUCACAUAUUUAAAUGACGAGCCAAACGAAGCAAAUGAUGCAAAUUUUCCACCUAGUAAAUCAUCUAUUACAGGAAUUCUAAAAUUCCAUCUUUCGCCCAAUCAAACUAUUGAAUUUUUGGUUUGUGCAAAUAAAUUAGCUGUGAAACAGUGUAUUUCAGCAUUGGAUAACAAUUUACUGAUUGGUGAUGAUAGUACAGUAUUUGAUGGGAUGAAUAAUUGUAAUACAAAAGAAUACUUAACAGAAUUAAACACUGCUUCUCCAUUGCUACCGCUCACUUCAUCAUCAUCUUAUCUAUCUACAGACUCUAUAAUAAUACCAUCCUCCUCAUUAUCUUCAGUAAAUUCCUGUAAAGGGAAUCAAGAACCUUACACAAAUUUAACAACUGUCUAUCAAAAAGAUUAUAUUUUUAACACACAUGAUAUAAAUAUGACAUCUAAUUCAUUGGAAUAUCAUGAUCGUAGUCAAGAUGAACUACAGGCUGCACGAACCAUUCUAUCAUUAGCUCGUGGAAGUACUGAUGAUAUGGUUUUGAAUAUGGGACAAAUUAUGAUGGAAUUAGAUAAUGCACCAAAAAUGAAUAAUUCAUGUGAAACAAGAAAUACGCCAUAUAAUACUGAUAUCAACAACACUAUGACGGAGUUGAAAACUCAAGGUGAUGAAAUCUCUGAACAUCAUUCUCGUUGGAUGUCUAAACAGGAGAAAGAAACAAGUGAUAAGUCAGUGUCUAGUGUAUCAUCAACUGAACAUUCAGUUGGUUCAAUCAGUAAAUUAAAUGCUUUCUCAAAUAGCGUAGUGGAAGAUAAGAUUUCGAAUGAUUUGAAUAAAUGUGUCUCAGGUGAUAACACAACCAUUAACACUAUUACCACCACCAACAAUAGUGUACCUCUUAGUCGCCCUACAGAUCAUUUAAUUGCUAUCCAACCUACAAAGUUAUCAACUCAUUGUACCACAGAUGUUUGGAAUCCAAUCUCUACUUCACAGAAUAAUAGUAUUAAUAACAACAGUAAUACUACUACUACUAAUAUUAAUGUGGUACAGAGGAAAAUUCGUCCACCUCCUAAAAAAAGACUUUCCACAAAUUAUACUCGAUCAAACUCGUCUCGUUCAUUUACAGACAAUACGAGCUCGACUACAAAACUCCAGGACAAUAUUAAUCAAACGAAUACUUCAUCUCCUCCAUCUUCGAUAGGCUGUGAACAAUUAACUGUUUCACAAUCUGCCAAACAAGUUAUCAAUAUAACAUCAAUUUGCUCCUCUAUUUCAACGGAACAAAUUGAUACGCAACUACCUAGUUUCCCUUCUACUUCAGGGAUUGGAUUACUUCCGACUCCUAUACAAUUUACUAAUGUUGUUUAUGGUAAUCCAAAUUUUAUUUCAUCACAAAAUACACCAUUAACUUCUUAUGUAUCUAACAUAGAUCCUAUUUCACAUCAAUCCAAUCCAAUAAAUGGAUUUACCAUGGUUUUUCCUUCACCUAGACCUAUUACACCUACACCAUCGACAUUAAAUGGAUCUCAACCAUCUCCAAGUUUUUUCAUAUUACCUCAAUUAAUGGUUUUACCUAGAUUUAUUGGUUCUUAUAUACCAAUGAUAACUGCACCAGAACCAUAUCCAUCUACAAUAAAUCCUAUUCAAAGUACCAAUUUAAGUGAAACACGACCAUCUACAUUCAUGACAAGUUCACUUGUAACACCUAUACCUACAGCUCAACCUGAAUUUUCAACAAAUCAUCCACCAGUUAAAACAAUCAUUCUUCAACCUCCUACAUCAACUCCUGUAUUUGGUGCUGAUAUAAACACUACAGUUUCUCAAUUAUCAGACGAUCAUCAAUUAAAGCCGGUUAAUAAUAAUGCAUAUGAUGAUGUGAAAGAGAUUAGUGGAUCUGACUCUAAUUUAAUAUUAUCACAUCAAUCUGAUACAUCAGUAAAUUCAGUAAAAGACAAAUUAUUGCUACCGCCAACAGUGAUUUCCACCCCAAAUAGUCCAAGUUGUUCUAAAAAAUAUGAUAAUGCUAAAUGUGUAUGGAGCAGCAGUGGGUUUAACACGACUAAACCAAUCCCAAUAAGACCUGUACCCGAAGUUUCUAGAAUCAAAUCGAACAAUGCAUUAUCAACUGUACAAAAUAAAUCAUUACAUGACCAUCAAUUUCAUACUGGAGCGGGACAAAACGCUUCAGAUCAAAAAACGUUACCAAUACUAGUUUCCAGUCAUGAUUUAACAAAUAAUUUCACUAAAUUAAAUCCUACUGUAACUACAUGUCUUGUCACCAGUACAUCUGCCAACAAUACUAUUAUUCCUGCCAUUAAUUACAGUCAUUCUUCUUCUUCUUCUACUGCUUCCACUUCAUCCUUAUCUGGUAAUUUUAUUUCACCGAGCAAAAGUGUCAGUGUUGAAAUUUCAGUUGAUAGCAAACAAUCUCAACAACAAGUUCAACACAACAAACUUGUUACAAUUUUACCAGCCAAUCAACCCAACAGGACCAAAUGUCAGUACCGACCAAUUCAUCAUAAACGACGAAUAAAUUUUACAAAGCUCAAUAAUCAUAAAAAAUAUUUAUCGAAUUCACUUAAUUCACAACGGUCUAACACUUCUAUACGUGGAAGAUAUCGUUGUCAAGAUAAUUCAUUGCAUACUACCAAAUCCUAUCAUCAUUUAAAAAAACAUUGGCAUACACAUUCUAACAUUCGACCGUUUGUUUGUCAUAAUUGUGAUAUUUCGUUCAAAACACGCGGUAAUCUAAGCAAACAUAUGAAAUCUCGUUGUCAUCAUGAUAGGUUUUUACGAGACUCAGGAUCCACCGAAGUUCCUUUAGAGACUAAUAGUUCUGUUACGCCUGUAUUUAAUCAAGAUUUGGGGCACCAAUCUAGAGAAGUGCCUCAUAACUCAACGAUUAAUAAUAAUAACAGUAUAUUUGAAGACCGUCAAAAUUAUCGUAAAUCACCAACUAUCUCAUCGGCAUCAUCAUUGUCCUCAUCGUGUAAAACAAGGAACUCUACAGGAGCAAUCAACAAUCGUUCAAUCCCUUUUGGUAGCAAAAGGAAUGAAGUCAAAUCUUCAUUGUGUACUGAUUUUCAUGGAACUACUUCUAAAUCAUUAUCAUCAUCAACAUCAACACCGGUAUCAAUAUUACCAUCAUCACCAGGAAUUAUGUCUUCUAAAGCUUCAACUUUACAGUCGAAUAUCACAGGCUCAAAUGUAGUGGAUUCAUCUAGUCGUAUUCCAGCUCCUAAUGUUAAUGCAGUUAAUUUAUCACAGGAUUUACCAAUGAAUUUAAGUGCUAAACCACAAGAACCAAUUGCUCUAAUAAGAUAUAUCGUUGAACCAUCAGUUUAUACUAAAAUGAAUGGAAUCCAAUCGAAUCGUUCAGAAAAUAUGACAUGUGAUAAACAAGUUUCAAAUAGUUGUUUGUCAUCAGCUGAAGUAAUUGUUCAAACAGCUGUUGAAGCAGCUCGUAAUCUUGCUACAGAUAGACCAAAUUUAAAACAGACAGAUAAAUUUAGUCAUUCUACACCAGACUCAAAAAAUUUUGAAAGAAUACCCACUUCAGGAAAUUUAUCUGAUCAUGUAAAACCAAUCGAUGCUCAAGUGAUAAAUUUCAAUGCAUCAGAUUUAGAUGAGCAGUAUUACACUAGAGGAUUAUCCACUUCAACUCCAUGUUAUCAUAAAAAUGGUCGAAAUGAUAAAUCAUGUUCACUUCCUUCUGGUAGCAGCAGUUGUACAACCUGUACAGAAGACUCUCCUACAUCAGAAAAAUUAAAUAAGGAUAUGAAACAGAACAAUGUAAAAUCGUUACAUACUUCAGAUAAACCAGAAUCUGAAACACGACAAAGUCAUGGAGUUAAAUCUCAUGGCUAUUUAAAAGAUCCACGCCCUUAUAAAUGUAAUAUGUGUCAUGUAGGCUUUCGUGUUAGUGGGCAUUUAUGUAAACACUAUCGUUCUAAAUCACAUAUGUCAAAUAUUUUACAAAUGGCUCAAUUAUCAAAUAGUACAAUCGAACGUAUUUUGCAAAGUCAUAUGGGCAAUCUUCAACUUAUUAAUCCAGACACUGGUGAAUUGAGUAUGCGAAUAUUAGAAAAAAUAAUUCCACCGUGUGAAUUUCCAACAAUGACACCCGUUAAUUCAGGAACAAAUGGACAUAACUAAAAAUCUGCCCUAAUUGUAUCUGCUUUAACAAUUGUGAUCACAGUGUAAACUGUUUUUUGUACAUAUGAUCAAAAUUUCUAAAAUAAACAAUGAUACUUAUUUUUUGCGACACUCAAUUUUCUUUUCGUUUCAUAAGUUGAUGUUAAGCAGGUGUUUGGUAUUCUGAAAGUCCGGCGGUGAACAUUUCCAGUUCCAUAUGAAUUAGACUUACGAUAUUCACGUUUUCUUAACUCAUUGCUAAAUGCUGUUUACUAAUAAUCUGGGUUUGAUUUUACAUGAGCUUAACCAUAUGAACUGAUGAAGAAUUCCAUUCAAAAACAUCUGGUUGUUCAUUCUUGAAAUUUACUAGCCCUCCGAAUGACUUUAGUUUCGACGUCAGCAAACAGUACGUUUUAUAGAAG